Molecule: messenger RNA, 4630 nt
Organism: Cherax quadricarinatus
Lineage: Eukaryota; Metazoa; Arthropoda; Malacostraca; Decapoda; Parastacidae
Source: RefSeq, a predicted model, not a curated record
AUAGCGACCUGAGCCACUCAGUGUACAGGCAAACAUCUGACUCGCGCCAUCUCUUCUUUCCUCCCUGCUGGACGACCCGUGUCUGGGUCGUUCCUCACCCCCUGUCACCUGUCGCACCCUGCCUCUGCUACCUCUCGUACCUCCAGCUGUCGCACGUCGCUAUUGAGCAGCAUACGACCUGUUAAACCCUGCCUCUGUUUCUGUCGCAUUCAGGUCCCUCUCGCCCCCCUGUCACCUGUCGCACCUCAUCCCUGCUUGCUGUCGUACCUCUGUCCCCUCUCCACUAUCUCAUCGUCCACCAGCAUCAAUAGAAGGGUAGAUCAGCGAAUAGAAGUGAAUCUCUUACAAGUGCCUCACGAAGAUAGAAGGUAGAAGUAGUCCUGGCGGAUGCCUGUCACCAGGUAUUUUUGUGUCUCCUAGGAGUCUCCUAGCAACAGGAUGGAUUUCUCACAGAGAUGAACAUCUCAGGAACUGAAGGAUAGAACAGCGGAUAGAAAGGACAGAAUAGCGAAUAGAAGCGGAUCUCUGAAAAGUGGUUCUCACGAAGAUAGAACUUGGCGUUCUGGUGAAUGCAUAUCAUUCAUGCUGGAGAUCAGUGUCUCUCUUAGUGUUCCGUGGUCUCCCAGCAGUAGCAAGAUGGUCAUCCCUCACAGAUAAACACCUCAGUGACGUGUGUGUGCUAAGUUAAAACACCAGCCCCUCUGUCCUCACUGUUUGUGUGUUUUGAUGGAAUGAUUCGCACACAAACUAUCAACUAAAAACAGUGGAAUACAAUUCACAACCAACCCAGUUCGGACAGGAAGAUUGAAUUUUAUUAGUUAAAAUUAAAGUAUUGAAGAAGUUCAGUGAAGUGUAGAGGCAGCGUGUGAGGCUGUGAAGUUCCUGGCACAGUUACCAGCGUUACUGUCUGACGUAGACCUGGUCAAUUAGGCUGUGGCUGCCAGCAAGUCUAAGGCCUACAUAACCUCCAGUGUUUUUUUUUUCUGUAAUUACGUUGGCUGAUAUUUGGAAGAGAGGUAUUUUUGGGGGGAUGAAGUGUGUGUGUGUCGAGCACUUGGCUUUCACAACAGUGGAUCGAGCUUUCAACAGGUGGUAUACAGAACAAUAAAAGAAUACAGGGACUCAUACCAAUGUGUUUACAAGAGUGUGUAAAGCUCUUUCUCCCUAGGGUACGUCUUAAGGUUCAGUUUAGAGCUUUGCCUCGAGGCUCUACGUGGAGUUUGUGGUGAGAGCAUCAGGUCAAAGAUGAGUGUAGUGAACGUAGACACUCUUGGAGGGUCAUGCAAGUGAUGUAGAGAGCUACAGAGCCACAAAUAUGACUGAAAAUGUCCCUACAAGCCAGUGUAGUGAUGUACCCUCGACUGGCUUUACUUGUGUCUCCCACCACCUGGCUUCUGGCUUAUCUGCCGGUGCGGCAAGCCACUCUCUGGCUUUCUCAAAGGACGCCUCCUUGACAGACACAGCCAGACACACAGACGACUACCCACAUACACACACACAGACAGACGAACACCCACAGAGUUUCACAGACUCUGUUGACACACCUCACAGCCAGACAGAUACCUCAGCAGACAUUCACAGCCAGCUGGAGACCACAGCAGACAUUUACUGUCAGCUAGAGACCACAGCAGACCACAGACAAUUAGAGACCACAGCAGACCACAGACAAUUAGAUACGAUAGUAGACCUGGGGAACUUGAUCGGUAUGUCUGAGGUGGUCGGGGACCUGUUUGACCAUGACCAGCAGAAUGUAUCACCCACAGUGCUGGAUUGUGGUCAGGGUCACCAGCAGGCACACACGACCAGCCACGAUCAGUGCCAAUACCACGACCAGUGCCACGACCAGUGCUACGACCACGACCAGUGGCACCACUCUGCAGACACAACCACAGCACACACAGAUCACUAUGGGUCUCAGACCACAGAAUACAAAGUGUACGUCCACCAACAGACCAUACCAUCUGAGACCAGCCAGGGGUCACAGUAUGACCUGACCAAUCAGAGGUCACAGUAUGACCUGCCCAGCCAGGGGUCACAGGAUGACUUGACUAGCCAAAGGUCACAGGACAUGACCAGCCGAAGGCCACAGGAUCUGAUCAGCCAGAAGUCACGGGAUGACCUGACCAACCAGAGGUCACAGUAUUACAUGACCAGCCAGGGAUCACAGGAUGACCUGACCAACCGAAGGUCACAGGAUGACCUGACCAGCCAUAGGUCACAGGAUGACCUGACCAGCCAGAGGUCACAGGAUCUGGUCAGCCAGAAGUCAUGGGAUGACCUGACCAACCAGAGGUCACAGUAUGACUUGACCAGCCAGGGAUCACAGGAUCAUCUGACCAACCGAAGGUCACAGAAUAACCUGACCAUCCAGAGGUCACAGGAUGACCUGAUCAGCCAGAGGUCACAUGACAGUUGGAGGUCACAGGAUGACCUGACCAGCCAGGGGUCACUGGAUGACCUGACCAGCCAGGGGUCACUGGAUGACCUGAUCAGCCAGGGGUCACUGAAUCUGACCAACCAGAGGUCACAGUAUGACCUGACCAGUCAGAGGUCACAGUAUGAUCUGACCAGCCAGAGGUCACAAGAUGACCUGACCAGCCAGAGGUCACAAGAUGACCUGACCAACCAGAGGUCACAAGAUGACCUGACCAUCCUCCAGAGGUCACAUGAUGACCUGACCAGCCAGAGGUCGCAGGAUGACCUGACCAGCCAUAGAUCACAAGAUGACCUGACCAGCCAGAUGUCACAAGAUGACCUGACCAGCCAGAGGUCACAGGAUGACCUGACCAGCCAGAGGUCACAGGAUGACCUGACCAGUCAGAGGUCACAGGAUGACCUGAUUAGCCAGAGGUCACAGGAUGACCUGACCAGUCAGAGGUCACAGGAUGACCUGACCAGUCCGAGGUCACAGGAUGACCUGACCAGUCAGAGGUCACAGGAUGACCUGACCAUUCUCCAGAGGUCACAGGAUGACCUGACCAGCCAGAGGUCACAGGAUGACCUGACCAGCCAGAGGUCACAGGAUGACCUGACCAGUCAGAGGUCAAGGGAUGACCUGAUUAGCCAGAGGUCACAGGAUGACCUGACCAAUCAGAGGUCACAGGAUGACCUGACCAUUCUCCAGAGGUCACAGGAUGACCUGACCAGCCAGAGGUCACAAGAUGACCUGACCAGUCAGAGGUCAAGGGAUGACCUGAUUAGCCAGAGGUCACAGGAUGACCUGACCAAUCAGAGGUCACAGGAUGACCUGACCAAUCAGAGGUCACAGGAUGACCUAACUAGACAGAUAUCACAGGAUGACCUAUCCAGCCAGAGGUCACAGGAUGACCUAACCAGCCAAGGGUCACCCGAUGACCUAACCAGCCAGGGGUCACAGGAUGACCUAGCAUACCAAAAGUCAAAUGAUGGCCUGCUUUAUCAGAGGCUACAAGAUGCUUUCUUGACCCAUCAGAGGUCACAGGAUGCCUUCUUGCCCCAUCACAGGUCACAGGAUGCCCUGCCCCAUCAGAGGUCACAAGAUACCUUCCUGCCCCAUCAGAGGUCACAGGAUGCCCUUCUGAUUCGUCAGAGGUCACAGGAUGCCCUCCUGAUUCGUCAGAGGUCACAGGAGGCCCUCCUUAUUCGUCAGAGGUCACAGGACGCUCUUUUGCCCCGCCAGAGGUCACAGGAUACUAUUCUGAACCUUGGACGUUCAGUUUCACACGGAGGUGCAGAGGGUUUCCACCCUCCAGUGAGGCGGUUAUCAGACCUCCGGAGCCUCACAAUGACUCUUGGACUCCAGAUACAUGGUUCCAUCCUCAGCCUGGCCUCUGACAAGACUCGCAGACAGUCUGAGCAAAUGGUCUCUCUGAGCUUCAAGUCACUUGAGUCUUACAUCUGUGAGGACAACUUCAGUGGUCUGCAGACCUUCCUGGCUACCAGGUCAGUGGUCAUUGAUGACAAGGAUGAGAAUGGUGCCACGGCACUCAUCCUGGCUGCUGCCAGAGGCAAGACUGACAUGUGCAGGGAACUCAUUCUUCAUGGUGCUGAUGUUAAUGCUGAAGAUAAUGACCAAUGGUCAGCAUCCAUCACAGCUAGCAAGGAGGGCCAUGAGGAGACCGUGGCCACACUGCUGGACCAUGGUGCCAAUAUACACCACAAGGACAUGAGGAUUGUAGAAAUUCUUCUGAGGAACCCCAAGAACAGUCAGAUGUUGUACCGUCCCAACCGUGCAGGGGAGACCCCAUACAACAUUGACCUCUCCAACCAGAAGACCAUACUGGGCCAGAUCUUUGGUGCACGUCGUCUGAACACUAACGAAGAUAAUGAGAACAUGUUGGGCUACGACUUGUACUCUUCCUCCAUGGCUGACAUCCUCAGUGAACCUUCACUCUCCAUGCCCAUUUCUGUUGGUCUUUAUGCCAAGUGGGGCUCCGGCAAGUCCUUCCUUAUUAGAAAACUGAAAGAGGAGAUGGGUAGCUUCGCACGUCAGUGGGUAGAACCACUGUUUCAGUUUUCACCGCUGGUGGUGCUCCUGGUGGUGCACCUGGCACUCCUGGUUGGCCUCAUCUCGGCCGUGCCGACCUUCAGUUGGGUGGUUGGGUUGGCGACGGGCGGCGGUUGUGUUCCUGGUGGUCGACCCUCUUCUUAG